AUGGAGCCUGGAUGUUCUACGAUAUCAAAGGAGGUAUUGAGGAUACCCGGAGGUGGGAGGAUAUUGGGAAUCAGUGAAGAAGAAGGUGACUUGCGGAUGACGAAUCUUGUGAGCCCCCUGCUUCCAGCACCAGUGGAGGCUCUGGCUGGUAUCCUGUUCCCGUUCCGCAGUUUGCAAGAUGAAAUUGAGGAUGAGAAGGCCAUGGAUGAAGGCGAAGAUGACCCAACGUCCAAAGAUGAUGCUGUAAUGACCCAGUUCAAGGAAUCACUGGCUGCAAUUCGAGAGGAGUAUUUGGAAAAGCACGAGGCCUCGCAGAACCAGGCUUCGAAAUCAGAACCAAUUAAUACUCUCCCUGGAUUUUGCACCGGCAAAGCAUUUCCGUUGAAGUCACUCAAUGAAAGCCACCAAUGGCUGGAUGAGAUACUGGCGUUCCAUGGCGUGGAAGAGCUAGCCCUGAAUGGAGCGGCGUUGAGUGCACGUUGUACCAUAAUGUCGUGUCACAGGUUGUUGAUGGAUAAGUUCGCAAUGCCUGUUGUAGUUCUGGUUGGAAUGGAGACUGACCAUUACGCGCUCAAGUGGGCGGAUUUGCCCGUAGAAUCAUUUGCUGCAUUCCGUUUGUUGCGAGAUCGUGGAUUGUUCGUUGACGUUGCUCUUUCUGUGAAUGGCGAAGUGUUCAAGGCGCAUAAAAUUGUUCUCGUUGCGUGCAGCCCUUACUUUGAGCGUGUAUUGGUGCCAUUGGAAACUGGGGUUGGAGGAUGUGACCAAAACUCAAGAUAUCCUGUGUUCGUUAUGAACGAUGAGGACCCUGUAAUUUUCCGUCAAAUUCUUGAUUUCAUCUAUCGUGGUGAAACCGAAGUUCCUAGUUCGAAGCUUUCCGAGUUCCUGCGUAUGGCGGAAAUGCUGGAAGUCAAAGGUCUGAAACAAGGGGCGCAGAAUUCAAGCAUGAGUGUGGCUGCUUCCGUAAAUUUGACUGGAAAUGAUUGUCGUCAGUGCCAAAAACCGAGCAAUUUCUCAAGUAACUCUGGGCUUAAAAUGGAAUGGGAUGAACGUCUUGCUGGCACGUCUUCUUGCAAGUCUGAAGAAAGCUGGGAAGUGUACCAAGGACCGAGUGGAGAGACAAGUGUACAAGGGCAAUACUCACCAUCGCAAAAUCCUCCAGCUUCGUUCGGGCAAGGAAAUUGGAAGCUAAAAUUGGAGGUUGAUCAGCGGUCUCAUCCGUAUGCUCCACCUUCUCAGCCUUCUGGUGGAGCUCAGUGGACCAGUGACCCUUCGAAACCCACCAAUAUCCCGUCUGACGUUUCUACUUCUGCACCGAUCGAACGAAUUAAUGAAGUCAUUUGGAAAGGAACGAGAACCGAAGUUCCCCCCGAUGCACAGGGCUCAAGCGGGGGUUCAGGUGUGCAGAACGUCUUCUUCUGUUCCAGAUGUUCAUAUCGCAGCCUGAUCAAGCACCAUGCACUGGUUCAUUCGAGGAAACACACCGGCGAAAAACCAUACCAAUGUGAAAUAUGCUUCAAGAACUUCUCGCAGCUUGGGCAUUUGGCGCAGCAUGCAAGGAUUCAUACCGGCGAGCGCCCGUUUGCCUGCGACGUGUGCGGAAAAGCCUUCACCCAACUGUCGAAUCUAAAGCAGCACAAGAAAAUUCACAUGCGGAAUUUGACAAUGUCGGACCAAAUCGGCGCCAGUGCAAGUGCAGAUUCACCUACCCGCGCGUCUCAACCGCCGGAUGAAAGUGUCGCCGGUCCCAGCUCCCAAGACCCUCAAACGACGGCAACUGCUACACAUGUGUCUCAGCACGGCACUCACUUGACAAUGCUUGCCUGA
Molecule: messenger RNA, 1824 nt
Organism: Notodromas monacha
Lineage: Eukaryota; Metazoa; Arthropoda; Ostracoda; Podocopida; Cyprididae
Source: the annotation of a GenBank genome assembly